Molecule: messenger RNA, 2452 nt
Organism: Phoenix dactylifera (date palm)
Lineage: Eukaryota; Viridiplantae; Streptophyta; Magnoliopsida; Arecales; Arecaceae
Product: S-type anion channel SLAH2-like
Biological process (GO): transmembrane transport; intracellular monoatomic ion homeostasis
Cellular component (GO): membrane
Molecular function (GO): voltage-gated monoatomic anion channel activity
Source: RefSeq, a predicted model, not a curated record
UGGCAAUAGCUUCGGACCCCGGCGAAGCAGCUUCGAAAAGCGAGGGCUUUUCCCGAGCUCAAGGGCUCCCCCGCCCGUCGCUAUAGAACCGAGGCCAUGAGGAUCUUGUCUCCUUUGCUGUGCAUCGGUGAACGUAGCGAAGGGGGUGAAUCCCCUGCUGUGCUUGGGAGACCUGUAAUUCGUUCAAGAUUUCAAACAAAAACGAGAAUAUAGAUUUGUCUCCGUCAAACAAAUAUUGAUUUGCCCUCCACUUUCAGCUUUAUUGCACCAUAAUGGACAACAAAGACAGCAUUGGCUUAGCAAUUCAAGGUGCCCCUGAAGAACUUCCAUCUAUUUUCAGAUACAUCCAAUCCAAUGAAUUUGCUGGAUUUGAUACCUGUCCCAGCCCUCGCGGAUAUCCUGCAGCCUCUAAAGGAGCAGAACCUACAAAUUUUCUCACUGGUAGUGUCUGUAACACGCCUUCACCAAAUUCACCCAUUCGCAUGAUAAGACCACCCUAUCAUUCACAUUGUGUGUCUAUCAGCAUGCCACCGUCUCCUUCUGUUCUCGCAGAACAAGCCAAAAGAGCCAGUGGAAUUGAUCAAGCUGCUACGAAUUCUGCUAACAUGAAGCCAAAUCUAGUUAUUAACUCUCCUGCUGUCAACUUACAAGUACCAAAGCAGGCAAAGUUUCACUCUCAACCCAUGGAAGCAGGAGCAUCUCAAGCCAGGGGAACUCCAGACAGAAAGGGUCUUAAUUCUUCAGGGAGUCAGCAGAGGGUACCAAGGAGUAGUAGGCUUAAGGACCACCGUUACAACUCUUUCAAGACAUGGUCUGGUGCCCUUGAAAGACAGAUAUCAGUUUUUCGCGGAAAGGCACCAGAGUCACAGGAGGUUGAUGGUUCAAAAAGACAACCGGAGCCAGUACCAGCCCCGCAUCGCUACUUUGAUGCCUUAGAAGGGCCUGAACUAGACACCCUCAGGGCAUCAGAGGAGUUGGUCCUUCCUGAAGACAAGUUGUGGCCUUUCCUUCUUCGCUUCCCAGUAUCAUCCUUCGGUAUUUGCCUUGGCGUUAGCAGCCAAGCAAUCUUGUGGAAAACAUUAGCCACAUCUCCAUCUAUGAGCUUUCUGCGUGUAAGCCCAGUAAUCAACCUCAUGCUGUGGUGUAUAGCACUUGCAUUGACGGGCAUUGUGGCCUUCAUUUACUCUCUAAAGAUCAUAUUUUACUUUGAAGCAGUCCGCCGAGAGUACUAUCAUCCCAUCCGUGUCAACUUUUUCUUUGCCCCAUGGAUAAACUGCCUCUUCUUGACACUCGGUUUGCCACCAAAACUUGCAGUAAACCUGCAUGAUGCUCUAUGGUAUGUGCUUAUGGCUCCAGUCUUGUGCCUCGAACUCAAGAUCUAUGGCCAGUGGAUGUCUGGCGGCCAACGUAGGCUUUCAAAAGUAGCCAAUCCAUCAAACCAUUUAGCUAUCGUAGGAAACUUUGUGGGUGCAUUGCUGGGAGCGUCAAUGGGGCUUAAAGAAGGGCCCAUAUUCUUCUUUGCAGUCGGGUUGGCUCACUACUCGGUGUUGUUCGUAACUUUGUACCAGAGGCUUCCAACAAAUGAGACGCUCCCAAAGGAGCUUCAUCCAGUCUUCUUUUUAUUUGUGGCCGCACCCAGUGUUGCGAGCAUGGCAUGGGCAAAUCUUACUGGGGAAUUUGGCUAUAGCUCGAGGAUUGCGUACUUCAUUGCUCUCUUCCUCUAUGUUUCUCUGGCUGUUCGUAUUAACUUUUUCCGGGGAUUCAGGUUCUCACUAGCAUGGUGGGCAUAUACAUUUCCAAUGACAAGUGCUUCUAUUGCAACCAUUAGAUAUUCUGCUGAAGUGGAGAAUAUUUUCACUCAGUCACUUUCUGUUGCACUCUCUGGCAUAUCUACCUCAGCAGUGAUAGCUCUGCUUGCCUCCACAAUCAUUCAUGCAUUUGUGCUCAAUGACCUCUUUCCAAAUGACAUCUCCAUUGCCAUCAGUAACAGGAGACCAAGGGAAACCAAGAGACGCAGUCAUAUGAGAAAUGCGACCUCAGAUGUAACAGAUAUUGGAGCUACUCAUAUAGGAAAUGCUAUCUCAGAUGUAAAAGAAACUGGAUCUUCUGUGUUAACAAAUAUUCGAGGACACUAGUUAUCUCUGAACCUGCUGGAGUAUUUUGGGAUGACUCCAUUAAUGCAAGUCUCUCGGCAUUGUUGUUGAUGCAUUAUGAUGUGAUUGGAUCCUCUUCUCUCACAAAGCUAUGGAACCAAUUGGAUGAUCAGAUGUGGUUUGAAAUCGGCAAUUUUGUUGGUUGAAACAAAUUGGAUGUGAAGAUUGCAUCAUGAUGAGAUGCCUUUGUACCAAAUAAAAUGCAGUGAUGGUAGUGAAAUAUUUCAUUGGUUCAUGACAUUGGUUGAUUUGGUUGUGAUGAUCCGUUGAGGAAAUAUUAUGUGACGAAGACUGUUGGA